Molecule: messenger RNA, 681 nt
Organism: Danio aesculapii
Lineage: Eukaryota; Metazoa; Chordata; Actinopteri; Cypriniformes; Danionidae
Product: histone H3-like
Exons: 2
Coding region: 1-663 (220 amino acids)
Cellular component (GO): nucleosome
Molecular function (GO): DNA binding; protein heterodimerization activity; structural constituent of chromatin
Source: RefSeq, a predicted model, not a curated record
AUGGCAAGAACCAAGCAGACCGCUCGUAAAUCCACUGGAGGAAAAGCUCCAAGGAAGCAGCUCGCCACUAAAGCUGCCCGUAAGAGUGCACCGGCCACCGGCGGCGUCAAGAAGCCUCACCGCUACAGGCCCGGUACCGUGGCUCUGAGAGAGAUCCGCCGUUAUCAGAAGUCCACUGAGCUGCUGAUCCGCAAACUGCCCUUCCAGCGUCUGGUGAGAGAAAUCGCUCAGGAUUUUAAGACUGAUCUGCGUUUCCAGAGCUCUGCCGUCAUGGCCCUGCAGGAGGCCAGCGAGGCUUAUCUGGUGGGUCUGUUUGAGGACACAAACCUGUGCGUGGUAGAAUCUGUGAUCAUGUCUGGAAGAGGCAAAGGUGGUAAAGGACUGGGAAAAGGAGGCGCUAAGCGUCACCGUAAAGUUCUGCGUGAUAACAUCCAGGGAAUCACCAAACCCGCUAUUCGCCGUCUCGCUCGCCGUGGCGGAGUCAAGCGUAUCUCUGGCCUGAUCUAUGAGGAGACCCGCGGUGUUCUGAAGGUGUUUCUGGAGAAUGUGAUCCGUGAUGCUGUUACAUACACCGAGCACGCCAAGAGGAAGACCGUGACUGCCAUGGAUGUUGUGUACGCACUGAAACGGCAGGGACGCACUCUGUACGGAUUCGGCGGUUAAAUUUCUACGAUUGAUCCA